This is a messenger RNA of Effrenium voratum, 1806 nucleotides long. The record is from the annotation of a GenBank genome assembly. NCBI's taxonomy places the organism in Eukaryota, Dinophyceae, Suessiales, Symbiodiniaceae.
GGCGCGGCGCCGGCGCCCGCGGGCGGCGCGGGCGCGGGCCCGGAGGUAGAGCCGCCACCGGAGCUACGGCCGGAGCUGCCAGAGCCGUGGCCGGAGUUGCCAGAGAGCCCACAGGAAGGGCGGGGUAUCUCGGACACGGGGCAGAUGGAUCUGCUGCGGCUCCUGCAGACGCAAGAGGAUCCUGAGCCCAAGCCGGCGCCCGCGUUCAAAGGCUUCGACGAAGGCCCAGGUCGCGCGGAGAAGCCGCAGUUGCCGCCCAGCAUGCUGGCGCGCACCCUCCCUCUGCCGGGCGCAACACAGGCCGAGGCCCGGUCAGGCGGGGCGAAUGCUUUUGCGCGCAGCUCCAUUGCCGCGGCGCUGAUGCAAACCUCGCCGGAGGUGGACAUCCAUGAACGAGCAAACGAGGGGAAGGAUCCGCUGGCCGAGGAGGAGAAGGACGCUCGGCUCAUGGCAGAACCCAUGGAGGCAGACAAGGACGUCCCAGACACCAUCGAGGCGCAGGCGGCCAUGGCGCGCUUGAAUGAGACCACCUCACAGCUCCAGAACAGCAAGCUCUCCCACGGCGACGCGGCGGAGAUCUUCAGCGAGCUCUUGGUGCAGCUGCCGGCGGGGCGCCUGCGCUACAGCGCCCUGCUGAACCGCGCGCACUGCUACGUGGGCAUGGGCAAGCUGGAUGCUGCCUUGGCGGACAUCGAGUCCAUCAUUUGCCAGCAAGGCGGAGCCGACAGCUUCGAUGCGCGCAAGUGGCACAAGGUCUGGAUGAGCCGUGGCGGCAUACACCGGAAGCUGGCGCAGCUGGCGGUGGGCGCGGCCGAAAGGGACCGGCUCUUUGCGCAGGCCAGAGCCGACUACGAGCACGUACUAGCCAUUCAGCCGCCGCACGAGGGCUAUAGCGCCAAGGCGCAGCGGUGCCUACAACAACUCCGCAAAAACCGGGAUGAUGGGAGGCUGCAGGUACCCUCGCCGUCGCCGAAGCGCCGGCGCCUGGAGGCCUCCAGGAGUCGUUCCCACUCCCCGGCGCCUGGGUCGCCGCCGGCACCUGCGCCGGCGCCGUUUCUGGCGCCGUCGAAGGCGGGGUCGCCUGCUGGCACGGCGCUGGACACGGAGCCGCGGCCCAGUGCCUGCAGGGCGCUGGAGGCGCUGGGUGAAGACUGCGUCGUCGCGGGCCGGCGGCUCUUCGACGAGGGGGCGGUCAACGGCCUGGGUGGGAGGUGCUACGAGAUCGGGGCCACCCGGGAACAGGUGCAGCUACAGGUCCGUGGGGAAACCUGGGCCGGUAGCUGCAGCUGUCGUUUGCAGGGCCACUGCAAGCAUGUGGCCGCGGCCUUGUGCUUCCUGCAGCAGGAAGAGAGAGAGCAGCCGCUGGAGGCAGAGGCCGGCGCCGGCGCUGGCGCCGGCGUCGGCGAUGUGGGAGCGGACGCACCUUUCCGAAAGCGGGAGCUGGCGCGGCUGCUCGAGCGAAGGACGAACGAUGAGCUGAAAAGCUACCUCAGGCUGAACAACCAGCUCCUCAGCGGCGCCAAGGCGGAGCUCGUGCAUCGCCUGGCGGAGGCCGCCGUCUACGGAGCCCUGGCGCCCUGCCCGCGGUGUGGUGGCCACCUGCACCCAGAGGAGCCCUCGCUGGCGCCUGGCACCACGUACUUCUGCAAGCGCCAGCUGCGAGAUCGGGAGGCCUGCGGCUACCAGGCGUUGGGGCAGCACGUGGAGCGCCGGCCCUUCCUGGGAGCUGAGGAGCUCUUGCGGGGACUCCGCUGAGGUCGCUGGGCGUCCGCAAAAAAAGGCGAGCUGUGGGUCAAAAUUAGGCCA